Molecule: messenger RNA, 915 nt
Organism: Ostertagia ostertagi
Lineage: Eukaryota; Metazoa; Nematoda; Chromadorea; Rhabditida; Trichostrongylidae
Source: the annotation of a GenBank genome assembly
AUGGUGGUCUCUUUGUCUCAAAUGCACAAGACGUUAUUAGCAGAGUGGAGUAAGGAGCAGAAGAAUACAAAUACAAUCGAACAAGUGCUGAAACAAAUUGGGGAAGCGUUAUUUGACCAAGCAGCUACUGGUUCUCUCGAUGCGAAAGCGCUUACAACCAUUUACAAAGAUUACUAUGAAAUCAGCGCUCUGGUUGCCGUUUUGAGAAACGACAUGGAAGCUUUCGAUGACGCAAUCCCAAGGGAAGCGUUAUUUGACCAAGCAGCUACUGGUUCUCUCGAUGCGAAAGCGCUUACAACCAUUUACAAAGAUUACUAUGAAAUCAGCGCUCUGGUUGCCGUUUUAAGAAACGACAUGGAAGCUUUCGAUGACGCAAUCCCAAGGGUUCUGUCAUUUUACGACCAAUGUCCCACUGCAGCCGAAAAUAAGUAUCUCAUGGUUGGGCUGAACCUGAUGUUUCUUCUAGCUAGCAAUCGACUUUCUGAUUUCCACAUGCUAUUGGAAUCUGUUCCUCAAAGCAUCCAAUCAGGCAACCCUUACAUCUCAACUCCUGUUCGACUCGAGCAAUCGUUGAUGGAAGGAGCAUACAACAAGGUGGUUCUCACGGAGAAAACAAUUCCUAGUCAAUUUUACAGCAUUUUCAUUCGAAUUAUGAUGGAUGCGGUCAGAAGCGAUAUUGCUCUUUCCAUCGAGAAAUCGUUCAAAUUGUUAAGUACACGUGAUGCGGCCAAUAUGUUGCUGUUUACUAGUGACGCUCAGGUCAACGAAUUCGCCAAGCAGCGGAAGUGGAAGAGCGAACAUGGUUGUUUCGUAUUUGAAACGGAGACGGGUCAUACGGACAAGCCAACGCUGGAUACGGCUCGCAUUGCCAAGCAAACGAUCUUCUAUGCAAAACAAUUGGAAAUGAUCGUUUAA